AUGGCUGAGGCUUGUAAAGUCUGUUCGUUAACCGAAAGCUAUCCAGAAAAUCGACUUAUUCAAUGUCAUGGCAAUCAAUGUGAUGUCAUCGUUCACCAAGCCUUGAAAUCAACACAUGACGAUCACCAGCCAGUAGCUAGACCAUGCCACUUGGUUAAAGCUAAUCGUGCCUACCAUAUUAUGGGAUUGCUUGCUUUCAUUGAAUCAACACGUUACGAUCAUCAACCAGUAGGGUGCUACGGAGUGGCGCAAGCACCUACAAACGAUUGGUACUGCGAUCGAUGCAAAGCAAAGGAAACGAAUCCUAUAAUAAAAUGUCAACUGUGUCCUUCAGAAGAUGGCGCCUUUAAAAUUUGUAGCAAUGGAGCUUGGGCGCAUGUAAUAUGCGCUCUGUAUAUUCCGGAAGUAACAUUUGGCAAUAACCAAACUAUGGAACCAAUUGAAAUCUCCACAAUUCAGGGUGAUCGAUAUCGCAAGAUUUGCUAUCUUUGCCAAUUAAAGGGACAACUGAGUGGUGCGUUAAUGGGCGCCUGUAUUAAAUGCAGCCAACCAACUUGUUCAUCUUAUUUUCACGUAACUUGCGCUCAAAGUGAGGAUUUAUUAUGGGAAUUAAGCAGCAAAGACCUUAGCAAGUAUUGUGGUUUUUGUCACAAACAUCAUCCGAACCAGUUAAAGAUGAAAAAAGACACCAAGAAAAGAAAACGGAAACCUAGCCAAUCUUCCAAAACGGAAAAUCUCGUUUUGCAUUGGAAUGCAGACAGCGCGGACAAAAAGAGCGCAACAAAUUCUUCGUCUACUGCUAAAGAUACGGAUCUCAAUUCAAAAUGCAAAGAUACACAAGGCAAGAUUAUUUCACUUUUCAAGACAUCGAAGGUUGUGUACGCAUACAUCGGUCAAAAGUUAGCAAAAUACAACGAUAAAAAUGAUCCAAAAAAGAAGAAAGAAAAGGUAUCCAAUAAAAGUUAUAAAUCAAAGAAAGGCUCUCUUAAUGAAGAAACUCAAUCUGUCCAGAAGAACUUUACCAACGAGAAUGCAGACACACGAAUCAAGAAACAUCAUCGAAAUCAACAACAGCUUACAGCCCAAAACGAUCUAGAUUUAAUUGCCUCCAGUCUUGUUAAUGCUGCGCUGGUAAUGCCAACUACGUCAGCUACUAGUCUUGAUGGCAAUCUAUCCCAAUCGAGCGGUAGCAAUUUUUACCCUACUCAGAAUAACAUAUCGAGUUUGCAGGACAUUUUAAUUGCUAGCUUGAAAAAUAGCUUAGCAUUCAUUGACCAAACAGCACAAAAUCACGACAUUUCCAGUUAUAUACGCGAUAUAGCCAAGCUUAGAGUUAAAACACGACAAUUAACAGAGCAAAAGCAUCAAUUAGAGUUACGUCGGGCUGAAUUAUUACUGCAAAAUCGUGACCUGGAAUCAGCCUUACAAGAGAUCAGAAAGUCUAGACUCUGCGAGCAAAGUGUUCAUAUGCAAAAUUCCAAUAAUGAUGAAACAUCUCAUAGAGGUGAUGAAAAUGUUAUUCCGGAAAUAAGUAAUGAUUUACGCAACAAUGAUAGUUCAAUCAAUACUAUUGCGAAAACGAGUGAUGAUUUCUAUAAUAAUGAUACUUCAAGUAUGCCUUCCUUAAUAAACCCAAAUAAUGAUCUCAGAUUAAAUAACCAACAUCCAUCUAUAAAUUACAAUUUGAGCAAGCCUGACGUUGAUUCGAAUGUUAUGGAGCUUUCUAAUAAUCCUAUCAACAUGGAACACGUGGAUACGCAAGAUAACGCUGAAGCAUUAGUAGAUUCUUCCGAAUGCUGCUCUAAGCAAGCUUCUGUUAAUUCAACAGAAGAUACGACUGAAUCAAUACAACGUAGUAAUCCCGACGAUCACCCGACUGAAAAAAACCUAAAUUUGCAAGGAACAUUAGGAACUAAUGUGUGCCAUAGUCAUGAAUUAUUCACACACCAGCUGCAAGCUGCAAAUUCGGAGUCUCCUAAUAAAUUAACUAACAAUAAUUCGCAAAUUCUCAACGGAAGCCCAACGUACAACCAAAAUGGUCAGCAAUUACUUCCUAAUUUCAAUUCCUCUAACAAUCAUCAGCAGCAAAUUCAUCAAAUUGCUCAACAAACCAACCAAACGUUGGCUGCUCCAUCAUUUACAAAUAUCCUUUAUCCUAACCAUAAUUUUGGUGUCAGUCCCAAUAUAUUUUCAUUACAUAAUUCUCCAUCAUAUACAUAUCCCACCGCAAAUCAGCAUUAUCAUCACCAUCAUCAUCAUGACGAUCGUCUACUACAUCAAUUUGAGCAUACUUCUAAUGUAAAGCCUGUAAGCUUUAGUCAAUAA
Trichoplax adhaerens is the source of this 2325-nucleotide messenger RNA. RefSeq lists its product as uncharacterized. The record is from RefSeq and is a predicted model, not a curated record. The coding region runs from base 1 to 2325 and encodes 774 amino acids. NCBI's taxonomy places the organism in Eukaryota, Metazoa, Placozoa, Uniplacotomia, Trichoplacea, Trichoplacidae. Gene Ontology annotation, biological process: regulation of transcription by RNA polymerase II. The transcript has 18 exons.